This is a messenger RNA of Hymenoscyphus albidus, 2903 nucleotides long. NCBI's taxonomy places the organism in Eukaryota, Fungi, Ascomycota, Leotiomycetes, Helotiales, Helotiaceae. The record is from the annotation of a GenBank genome assembly.
GCCAAAGCCAAAGCCAGGCCACUCGCAGAAAAGCAGGCCAGAACGGAGCAGAGCAGAGCAGAGCACAACACAGCACAACACAGCACAGCACGAACAGACGCAAAAAGACGCGACAUCGACAAUCUUCCACCAUCAUCUCCUUUUCCCCCGUCAACUCCACUGUUGCUCUCUCCUCAUCUUCCCCCCCUUCCUCCCCUCUGCGCCAUGCGAUCAGUGCAACCUCUGCCAGGACUCGUACAUAUCUCCUCUCAUGAAUAACGAACUAGACGAAUAGACGCCUAUCCAUCUGAAUAAGGAAAUAAACCCUAACCCUCGCUCUACCUUCUACCUUGUACCUCGAUCAUCUUCCCUCGACCUGCCCACCCGCUUCUGGAUGUCUUGUAUAAAGCUGUAAUAUAUUCCGAUCCAACCCCCUUUCUCCUCUUCGACUCUUCUUUAUCCGCCGUCGCAUCAGCAUCAACAACACCUUUUUUCUUACAAUUUCUGGCUAUUCUACCAUGUCGGCCGCUCUCAGCAAGCGGCAGCAGGCGCGCAAUGAGCGCGCCCUUCAGGACUUGAUCAAGACCGUCCCGGGAAAUAAUUUGUGUGCGGAUUGUCAAGCCAGGAAUCCAGGUGAGUCGAUGGAACCCCCAAAAUGUGUUGGUCGCGAUCAAAUGCUAAUGCGACGCAUAGGAUGGGCGAGUUGGAGUGUAAGUUUUCGCGGAUCCUGCUCACGCGUUGCAGUGCAGAAAUGCAAGGUGGGAUGAACUGACAGCCAAUAGCUCGGGAUCUUCCUCUGUAUGAGGUGCGCCGCGUUGCAUCGAAAGCUGGGGACGCAUAUCACCAAAGUCAAGUCUUUGAGUAUGGAUUCGUGGUCUACGGAGCAGGUCGAGGUAUGUUGGGUCGCGCGCGUCUGGGAAUGGCUCUGGCUCACAAUUAGUAGAACAUGAAGCGGCACGGAAACAUUGCCUCGAACCGAGUAUACAAUCCGACCAAUACGAGACCCCCAAUCCCAAUUGAUGCCGACGAAGCAGAUUCGGCGAUGGAAAGGUUUAUUCGACAGAAAUAUCAGAAUGGGAUGAACAAGGCGCGGGAGCCAGUAAGGCCCAAUCAUACAGGAAGUACAGGAGGAUCUGACGAGCCACCACCACUACCACCAAAGCCUGGGAGUAGUAGGUUUGGAUUCCGAUCGGCGUCUUCGAUAUUUCCACUCUCUUCAAAGUCGAAACGCGAAGCUGCAGCGAACGCUCGCCAUGAUUUUGAUCAACAAGAGGCGCAAUAUAGACGAUCACCUUCUCCGCCGCCCAAAAAAUCAUCCAGGAUUUUCCGUACGACAUCCGUCAGCAAUGAUUCCCAGGACGACUUGGAGCAAAAGUUGGAUACGCUACGGGAUAUGGGUUUUAGAGACGAUAAGCGAAAUUCGGCUGUGUUAAAGGGAUUCAAUGGGAACUUGGAAAAGUCAAUUGAAACUUUGGUACGACUGGGAGAGGGACAAGCACCAACCCCGGUACCCAAAGAGAAUGGCACGAAACCAACGCCUCGAGCGCGAGCACCCUUAAGUUCAAGUGCCGGAAUAAGCUUUGGAAAUACUGAAGAAAAAGUCGCUCCGUCAAAAGCAUCAAGUAAUCCAUGGGAUAUGCUCGAUGCACCAACACCACCUGCCAACCCACAAUCCUCGCAGUCAACAGGAAACACUCAACCUCAAAGCCCCAUGUCAGACAGCAAUCCUUAUCAUCAACAAUUUAGUAAUUCGAAUCCAUUUGGAUUAAUGCCAUCUCAGUCGCAUGUUAAUUUGAAUCAAUCGUUCCAAAACAUGGCUAUAUCACCCACUGCUUCUCAACCACAACCUCUUUUCCCGAACCAUACAGGUGGAUUUCCCGGUCCUCAGCCUACACCACAACAGCUGAUGUACCAACAAUCCAUGACUCCUCCUGUUCCUUCCAUGGCACAGCAAUACUAUCCUCCUGUCAUCUAUGAGAAUCCUACUCCAUCGCAACAGAAUACCAGUUAUAAUCCGUUUAUGCUGCAACCGCAACAGCAACAGCAGAUUCAACCGCAACAAUCACAACCACAACCGCAAUUCCAAAAUCAACAGCCACCAAUGCUAAACACGAAUGUUGGGAACAAUCCAUUUCUUCAACAACCACGGAGUGGCAGUCAAAGCACGACAUAUAAUAGCCCAAUGGAUAGUGCGUUUCGCUCACCUUCUGCUUUGCAUAGCCACCAAAAUUUGCAACAAUCGAAUCCAUUUCUUCAUAACAAUUCCUCCCAGCCACAACUUCAACAGCAAGUUCAGCAGCAAAUUCAGAAUCAACAGGCUCAGCAGCAACAAAAUUAUCACGUGCAGCAACAGCAGUAUUAUCAACAAUUCCAACAACCAACUCAGCCUGUUGUUUCCCAGCAACCCUUUAAAGCGGAUAACCGGAGUAUCAUGGAUCUUUUCAAUCAUCCUCAAUUGGCACCAACACCAAUGGUAGAUUAUCCACAACAACAACUACCGGAUCCAAUGCAAAACCAAAAUGUAAACAUGAAUGCGGUUUCUCAAAAUUCGCAAUUUCAACCCCAGCAGCAACAACAACAACAACAACAACAACAACAGCAGAUGGGGGUGGUAUCUCCCGUGGGAAGUAAGAACCCAUUCAUGUUGAGUGGAGCGGGAAAUGUACCGAAUCCGGGUGGUCUCGCUAGCGGAGGGGGACAGACAGGUACCUUGGUGUCAUUUGCACCGGUUCCUGCGACGAAUGGACCGAGACAUGUUAGUCAGGAAAGCGUUAGCAUUGAUGCUGGGGGGUGGCAGAAUGGGAGACAUAGCCCUGAUGCUUGGGGGACGAUUAGUGCGAGGAGUAUUAGAUGAGUUGAGAAUGAGAUAGUUCAAAUUAAUAUACCUUUUUUGUGUUUGAUUAUUAUAUUUAUUAUUAUUUUGG